CCCGGCUCGCCGCCGCCGCUGCCGCGCACUGCCCCGGGCCCGGCUGCCCUCCGCCUCCAUUGCCCUCGCGCUGUUCGCUCGUCGUCUGCCGGCCGGAGGGAGGGAAGGAACAUGCAGCGGGCCGCGCUCUUCAGCGGCGGUGAUGCGCAGAUGGCCGCCGGGGACCUGGGCGAGCUGCUCGUUCCCUACAUGCCCACGAUCCGGGUGCCCAAGUCAGGGGACCGGGUCUACAAGACGGAGUGUGCCUUCUCCUACGACUCGCCUGAUUCAGAAGGAGGUCUCUAUGUGUGCAUGAACACAUUUCUGGGAUUUGGAAGGGAACACAUUGAGAGGCAUUACCGGAAAACAGGACAGUGUGUGUAUUUGCAUCUGAAACGACGUGUGAUAGAGAAGGUACCAGGGGCAUCUGGUGGAGCUUUACCAAAAAGGAGGAAUGCUAAGCUAUUUUUAGCUGAUAAGAAGGGGCUUUUGUUGGUUACUGCUGAGAAAGAGGUCGUGCUGCUGGAAGUUGCUGACAGUGGGUGUUGCCACCCCUCAGGACUGGCUGGUGCAGCAGAUCUGGAGGCAAACAGUGAUCUGAACACUGAUGACUUUGAAUAUGAAGAUGAAGCAAAACUCGUUUUAUUUCCUGAUCACUAUGAAAUCCCAUUACCUAAUAUAGAAGAGUUACCAGCACUGGUGACGAUAGCUUGUGAUGCACUCCUCAGUGCAAAAUCACCCUACAGGAAGCAGGACCCUGACUCCUGGGAAGAAGAACUACAAGCAUCUAAACAUGCCAAAACACUUGUACAGUUAGACAAUGGUGUUAGAAUUCCCCCCAGUGGUUGGAAAUGCUCAAAAUGUGACCUGCGGGAGAAUCUGUGGCUAAACUUGACAGAUGGUUCUGUGCUGUGUGGAAAGUGGUUCUUUGAUGGCAGUGGGGGGAAUGGGCAUGCAACGGAGCACUACAAGGAGACGGGUUAUCCACUGGCAGUGAAGUUAGGAACCAUCACUCCUGAUGGAGCAGAUGUCUAUUCCUUUGAUGAAGAGGAGCCGGUUUUAGACCCACAUAUAGCAAAACAUUUGGCACACUUCGGAAUUGAUAUGCUGCAGAUGCAAGUGACAGAGAGUGGGCUAAGAGAUAAUGAUUUAAAACCAAGAGUCUCUGAAUGGGAAGUGAUUCAGGAAGCUGGUGUGAAACUCAAGCCCAUGUAUGGCCCAGGAUACACUGGCAUGAAGAACCUAGGAAAUAGCUGCUACCUCAAUGCUGUCAUGCAAGCCAUUUUCAGCAUCCCAGAGUUCCAACGAGCGUAUGUGGGAAACCUUCCACGAAUAUUUGACUACUCCCCUCUUGAUCCAACGCAAGAUUUCAGCACUCAGAUGGCUAAACUGGGACACGGCCUCCUUUCAGGCCAGUACUCUAAGCCACCCAUGAAAUCUGAGCUUAUUGAGCAGGUGAUGAAAGAAGAACACAAGGCUCAACACAAUGGAAUAGCUCCUCAAAUGUUUAAGGCUUUUAUAAGUAAAGGCCACCCAGAAUUUUCCUCUAAUAGACAGCAAGAUGCACUGGAAUUUUUCCUACAUCUUAUAAAUCUAGUAGAGAGGAACCCUGUAGGUUCAGAAAACCCUAGUGAUGUUUUCCGGUUCUUGGUGGAAGAACGCACACAAUGCUGCCAGUCCAGAAAGGUCCGCUACACAGAGAGGGUGGACUAUAUCAUGCAGUUACCUGUUGCCAUGGAGGCGGCAACAAACAAAGAUGAAUUAAUUGCCUAUGAAUUGAAGAGGCGAGAAGCAGAAGCUACAAGGAGACCUCUACCAGAGCUUGUUCGUGCCAAGAUCCCAUUUAGUGCGUGUCUGCAGGCCUUUUCUGAACCAAGCAAUGUAGAGGAUUUCUGGAGCAGUGCCCUUCAAGCAAAAUCUGCAGGAGUGAAGACUUCUCGGUUUGCUUCGUUUCCUGAGUACUUAGUGGUGCAGAUAAAGAAAUUCACCUUUGGCCUUGACUGGAUACCCAAAAAGCUUGAUGUUUCUAUAGACAUGCCAGAUUUUCUAGAUAUCAACCACCUUCGGGCCAGGGGUCUUCAGCCAGGAGAAGAGGAACUUCCAGACAUUGCUCCUCCCAUUAUCAUUCCUGAUGACCCAAAAGGUCGGAUGAUGAACAAUGUCAUGGAGUCUCUAGAUAUUGAUGAGUGUUCAGUUAUGCAACUGGCAGAGAUGGGUUUUCCUUUGGAAGCAUGUCGGAAAGCUGUGUACUAUACAGGCAACCUGGGUGCUGAAGUUGCUUUCAACUGGAUCAUUGCACACAUGGAAGAAUCAGACUUUGCUGAGCCAUUGGUCAUACCUGCAUAUGGAGAAGUUGCUUCCAAUGGAGCAGCUGCAUUUGGGGCUGUCGGGCUAGAUAACCAACCUCCUGAAGAGAUGGUUGCAAUUAUAAUUUCGAUGGGCUUCCAAAGGACUCUAGCAAUUCAAGCACUGAAGGCAACAAACAAUAAUUUGGAGCGUGGACUGGAAUGGAUCUUCAGCCACCCUGAACUCGAGGAAGAAAGUGAGCCUGCUUUGGACAUGAUGGAUAUGGACAACAAUGCUAAUGCCAGUAUUGCAGAGACAGGGUCAGAGGGACCCAGGAUCAAAGAUGGGUCUGGAAGAUACGAGCUGUUUGGGUUCAUCAGCCACAUGGGAACAUCCACAAUGAGUGGCCACUAUGUUUGUCACCUCAAAAAAGAAGGAAGAUGGGUGAUCUACAAUGACCUUAGAGUCUGUGCCUCAGAACGACCUCCCAAAGACCUGGGAUACAUUUAUUUUUACCACAGGAUACCAAUUUAGGCCUGAAAUCUCUUACUUGGCCUUAAAAAGCCAUAAGCCUUUUUAACCUGCCCAAAAAAGCGUACAAUAAAAAAGAAAAGAAAACCUAAAACCCACAGAAGACCCCUAACCCUUGAACUGCCAAAAAGCAAAGGACAUCAUGGGAUAUUUAUAGUUUAUUUAAAAAGUCAUUUGAUGCUGCCUUAAGUGUUAGAGGGCAAAUUUCUAUUAGGUGAUGUAUAGUACGUUGUUUUAAAUUUGUACAUGUUAAAGGAUACCUUAAGACCAUGCAGAUUACUGGUGGAGUUUGCAGCUAGUAUAUGGAGAAAACAGAAGUUUCAGGGUUGAACAAAAAUAGCCCAUCAACUGGGGUUCAGCCCAGCUCCUGCCUGUUCUGUCCAUGCAUCUGUUGAAGACCACAAAGAAAUAUUUGCACCUUUGGUAACUGGGAACCAGUGUUUUCAACCAGAGUCCAGACCACUUAGAGAAACCAUGUCACGUAUAGAGUUGGAGGGGGUAUGCCAGUGCACUUCAGAGCAGAAUGUCUUAUUUGAGAGAUUAUUUUUGGUGUAGUGAGAAAAUUCCAACAGAUGUAGCUAGAGUUAUGUCUGUUGGAAUUCAGUUUUAUAGUAUUUUGGUUUGCCUUUUUGAUGCAUAAACCUAAGAAACAAAUGGAGAUGGAAGCAAUCUCCUGCCAGUGCCCUGCACAUUUUCUUAGAAAGAGAAAUAGUAGAUUUUGUUUUUGCACACACAGGUUUCUUCAUCUUCUCUUGAAUGUUUCUUUUGCAAGUUCUUCCAAUAGAUUCAGGAUUACAGAUGGCUAAAGGAAGCAGACUUUCUGACUAUAAAAUUAAAAGCAUACCCUUAGGAAAGCCAAGGGUAUUAUUUAAAUUUUAUUUUCUUAUGAAGGAGGUAAAGGAGGUGUUAAUGUCCCAUUAUAUUUAUUUCAGGGAAAUUUUCAUCCUGACCACUCACAUUCCAUCUGAAAUCAACUUGACAAAGCACUCACAGUGCAAUUCUGCUUUCUGCCAAAGAUUGCUUAAAUACUUAGUUCCAUCCAUGAGUGGGGGAAAUUGCUUAGUAAUAUUGCUGAUUUAUUGAUUUGUCCCUCUCUUUCCUCCUUUAAGAAAUACCCAAAUAUCAAAACCAAACAACAAAAAAAAACCCACCUUGAAAUGUUGCAGCUUUCUUAAAACUUGCAAACACACCAAUAAUCUGAUCUCUUCAACAGACAAGUUCUGAAGGGGUUUUUAUAUUUCUGGCAGGUAUAAAGGUAGGGGCUGGCCUUUCCUGCCUCUUUUUUGGGGCGGGGGAGUAGUGCUGUUAUUUCAGUUUGUGUCACAGGCACAGGCAAGUAUAUGUAUGUGGGGUUUUAAACUGUUUGAGAACACUAGUUCUAGAAAAAGUAAAUGGUGAGUGUGAAACCUUUCACGAUUCCAAAAAACCCUCAAAGGUUCACAGUGUUGGCCACUGCUUAGAGACUGUUGCUGGAGUUGCCUCAUACAAUGUUACUGAGCCCUGAAAAUAAAUUGGAACAAUCAAUCAAAAAUAAAGAAAUAAAAUUCUCUUUACAGAGUGCAGGAGAGGCAGGGAGGUGUAAUUAUAUUUUCUCUGCAGUCAGUGCCUGCAAGUUUAAUAGCAAAAUUCAGGCAGCUACACACUACAGAAGAGAAUCUAAAUAAAAAAUCAUGUUCUGAGUAGGGCAUUUUAUUUUUUCCAGUGUUUGGGGAAAAAUAGUUUUUCCUCUAGUCAUACAGCCUCAUGCAGAGCCAAACCCCACUGCUGGGUUGGUUUUUUUUUAAAAUCAGUUUAUGAUCUUAAAAGAUUAUGAGAGAAAUUCUAGUGCAAUAAUUCUGUAGAGUCUAAAUGGUGCCUAAUUGCUGGGAAAGCUUCCUGCACUUAGUGCUCUUAUUGACACAGAAGAGUGGCGUCCCAGCACAUUAAUAAGUGGCUUCUCAGAUUCAGCUGCCUUGUAGUUAUUGAGCCACCAGUUCUGGACAAAAAAAAAAGCUGCCAGUAAUUUUUUUGCUUCUUCCAGGUUUUAAAUAUUUGUGUAUUUCACCAGAAAGUGACAGAUUGGAAAAUGAGAUCAGCAAUUUAUGCAGUGAUGCAUCAUCUAUUUAAAGUGAAAGAAUAAACCUUCCAUAUAUCUGUUUGUGCUCUUUCGUUUUGGCAGUAGGAAAAGGACAAAAGGCUUCUCCUCUUUUGCUUCUAUUUUGUAAUUUUAUUUUUUUUUUCAAUGCCCAGUUGCAUUCUGAGGAAGCUCAACACAACAGCUUCCCUCUUGCCUCAUGAACUUAAAGGGCUGUUUAUAAACUAACAAGAUCUGGUGGCUGCUACCUUUUUAGUUAGAAGAAUUGGGUAAAUGAAGGCCAACAGAGUAGUUCCCAUGUUCAUUUCUAAAUUGGAAACAUGGCUGGUCUUGUAGGAUUAAGGAUGGAGUUUGGACGCUUGCAAACCUUUUGUCUGGUACAUCCUAGAACUGGAGUGGCUGUGCAACUGGUUAAUGGGAGGCACACUUAGAAAGCUGGCAUGUGAGAAACUGGAAAUGGCAAAUGAAAGGGGAGAGCCGUUCACUGGCUGUGAUAGGUGAACUGUAGCAGCUCAGCUUCUGAAAUUCCUUUCAGUUCAUCACUCUUGCAUACUGCCUGCCUACCAGUGGGUCAGAAAUGCAGGGAGCAGCUUAGAGGAAAGGCUUACAGAUCUUCUAAAAUACAGGACUUGAAAAUAUGUUAAAAGUUCUUCAGCUGUUUGAGGAAUUAUUUUAUUAUCUCCCAAGGUGGCUUUCCUCCUAUUUCAAAUGGCCAGUUAAGAACAUGUCUUUUUUGUGAUGGGUUAUGUGUCAACAUCAGGAAUCUGGAGGAGCAGGAUGUGAACUCCUGGCUCUUUAGCCUAAUGUGGGGAGAGGAGUUUUGUGUGUUCAUUUUAAACUUAAUGCAGAAGCCACACUCAGACUGUACUGAAUAGAUAACUAAUUUACCAGGCUUUGCCUGCUAAAAUUUGUAUGCACUUAAUCGUGUUGGGCCAGGCCUUGGUGCACAACCUGGGCAGUGGCUGGUGGGGAAAAACUGUGUGUCUAGGUGCUAAAAUAGGAGUCAGGUGUGCUGAGAGCUCCUUGACAAAAAGGAUGGAGGAAGAAAAAUCACUGUGAGCUGUUUGAGACAAUCUAACCUGAGAAUUAUGGCAAGCCAGGACUUGGCAGCAAAUAAUAAUGCUUUUCUUUCUCAGACUGAUUUUUACUUUUUCGUAUGAUACAUUUAGGUUAGGAGAGUGGAAGAGGGAAGAAUUCAACAACUUUUCCUUGUUUUCCUUUUCUCCUCUUAUUCCUAGCGGUGUGCUGGAUCCAGUAGACCUCUCAUUCUGAGUCUUAAUCUUCAGUCUCCAGAACACUCCUAUUUAAUCUUCCUAGCUAAAAUAUAAUUAAGAUGAAAAGCUGUAGCUCAAAACCAAGUCUGGAUGUUUCUGGACUGCUAUCACUUGUAAUUCUAGUGGGUUCAGUGGCGUUACUUCUGACUUUGGUUUAACAGAAACCAGCAACAGUCCAUUUUUUUUUUUUCCAUUCAGGCAGCCUCCACUGGGUCGUAGCACACAUUCUGAAUACAGAUGCAACCAGAGCUUGUUAGAUUGUUUUAGAAGCAUCUCCAAUUCAUUCCUUUUGUUCUCCAUCCUGGCAGCAGCCAUUUUUAUCUUCUUUGUUUUCAUGCAUUGAAAGACUAUGCAAAAUAUGUAACUGGACAUAACUUUUUAUUCUUCUUCCCAUCCCCCUUCCUACCUUAAUGGCUGAGAUCAGUUUCUGAUUUCUGUUCAUUUUUGGUGGUUUUACUGUUGUAUCCUGGAAGUGUCUGUACUGGUUUACUUUGCACCAUUCAGAGUUGUUUGCUUGAAGCACUGUUAACAUUUUGGAGAGUAUUUGUCUGUGAUGAGAAAGGUUGUGAAUGACAUUGUUGCUACUGUUUUAAAUUAAAAAGAAAUAUUCUCACA
Strigops habroptila (Kakapo) is the source of this 6759-nucleotide messenger RNA. It is a transcript of the gene USP13, whose product is annotated as ubiquitin specific peptidase 13. Lineage: Eukaryota; Metazoa; Chordata; Aves; Psittaciformes; Psittacidae. Bases 112 to 2799 code for a protein of 895 amino acids. The record is from RefSeq and is a predicted model, not a curated record. The transcript has 22 exons. Gene Ontology annotation, molecular function: cysteine-type deubiquitinase activity; zinc ion binding; protein binding. Gene Ontology annotation, biological process: protein deubiquitination.